Molecule: messenger RNA, 2774 nt
Organism: Scomber japonicus (chub mackerel)
Lineage: Eukaryota; Metazoa; Chordata; Actinopteri; Scombriformes; Scombridae
Gene: bnip3la
Product: BCL2 interacting protein 3 like a
Exons: 6
Coding region: 32-739 (235 amino acids)
Biological process (GO): mitochondrial outer membrane permeabilization; positive regulation of apoptotic process; defense response to virus
Cellular component (GO): mitochondrial envelope; mitochondrial outer membrane; nucleus
Source: RefSeq, a predicted model, not a curated record
UGUUGAUGAAUGCUGAAGCUGGGUAGUCAACAUGUCCACCGCUGCUGCUCAACACAACAAUAACGAAGAGCCCGGGCUUCACGGCUCUUGGGUUGAGUUGGAGCUGAAUGGGAACACAGGGGCCCAACGCACACAGACCAACCAGUUAAUGAUCCCCGAAGCAGACCAAAUAAAUGCAAAUGAUGGUAUUAGUGAAACUCUGCCAAACUUAGAUGUGGUGCCUGAGGCUGAUGAAACCCUGAUCGGAGGGCUAGAGCAUGUUCCAUCGUCCUCCUCUAUCCACAAUGGAGACAUGGAAAAGAUCCUCCUGGAUGCACAGCAUGAAUCCAGCCCGAGUAGUUCCUCCUGUGAUAGUCCCCAAAGGCCACCGAGUCCAGAUCAAGAUGACGGUCAGAUAACUUUUGAUGUGGACAUGUCCAGCCCGAGAGGUAGUCAGUCAGAGGAAGAUGGAGAGAGGGACAGAGAGGAAGACAUCCUGAUGAACAAAGAAGUAGACUGGGUCUCUGAUUGGUCCAGCAGACCGGAAAACAUCCCACCAAAGGAAUUUCACUUUAGGCACCCCCGACGUUCAGUGUCUCUUAGUAUGAGAAAGAGUGGAGUCAUGAAGAAGGGGGGCAUCUUCUCUGCUGAAUUCCUCAAAGUCUUCAUCCCCUCUUUACUCAUCUCACACAUCCUUGCUCUUGGCAUCGGGGUGUACAUCGGAAAAAGAAUUGCCACAGCCUCCACCAGCUCUUACUGAGUAGAAAAUGAAGCAGUGCCCUUAUGUUCUCCUGUCUACAAGUCUCUGAACCAUCCUCCCGUAGCCAAGCUGUCUCUGCAUUCAUUGUACGCCCGCAUCGCCUCCCCAAUCAGCAUUCAAUUCUGUCACAUUGUAGAUGUAGUUAUAUCUAUACUCAUUACAUAAUGUGGUUGCACUCCUUCACAUUUUGACACAGGGCAACACUGUAUCGAACAGUUGUCACCAACUUGAAUCCAGUAGGUAACGAACCCUGUUCAGCUAAAAAAAAUAUGUGACACGGAUUUGAUGUCAGGGGGCUUAAGGGUUGGGGAUGUUUUUCAGAAAUUUCCCUCCUUAUUUCAAUGUUAUGUCAUGAAAAAUCUGGCCUUCUCCAAAGCUGCAUCUCUCUGCUGGUCUCUCAGCAGGCAGUGCAUGAACCAAAAAAAAAAAAGUGUCGUAUCUGCAAUACAAACAAAAUUAAUUGGCUUUGGGAAGAGAAUGGACUUUUAUCGCCUUAAACUUUUUGAGCUCAACUUUCAAGGUGCGGAUAUUGGGAAGAAAAUAAAACAAUGCUGCACAGUGGGAUUAGUUUUUUCAAUUCCACACAUUUUUCAGAAGUUGUAUCAUAUUAUCUCCUGUGGGUUUUCUUUUUAAAGCUUUGUUCUUUGAAGGUUGGAAAGCUUAAAUGCUGAUCUAGUAUGUAGCUCCAAAAGUUUCUAUUGGGGGUGUUUGAGUAUAAUAUGGUAGUGAAAUUUAGGCCGGAAGGCAAUUUACCAGGCCAUAUGCUAUUUUUAUUUCUUUUUGCCUACAUAUCUUCUUCUUUAAUACAUAAUAUAGCAGCAAAGGCAAAGUGCCAAAUGAUUUCACCACUGCACAUUGGUGAUUUAUCUUAGACUGUUUUUUGAUUAUUUUUUUUUCUGAUAUGUUUAGAUAUUUAAAUAUGUAGAUGUGAAAAUAAUUUAAGCUGUGAUCUGCCCCAUGUAAUAGAAACCUUUUGACAUUGUAUAAUUUGUUUAUACAUUGAUAUUAAUGCAUAUUAUACCUUAUGCAUUGUGGCAGUGUCAGUGAUGUGUUUUUGCUGUCAUUUAAUUGCUUAAGCGUUGGUGGCAGAAACCACCACACAAGAAGGUAUUUCGAAGGGGCCUCAUUGAAGAGUGUUUUCUGAUUUUACCUAGAUUUCACUGUGCAAUCAUUUCAAACAGUAUGAUACAAUAAAACAUGUACAGUGUCUGUAGGACCUCCAGAAAGACGAAACGUGAGAAGCGUCUCCUGAAGUAAAUGCAUGUGAUUUGUGUUGAUUGAUGCUGAUUAAUUGACUGGAUGAUCCGUCUCUUUGUGUUUUUUAAUGGAUGACAUCAUAAUCACAUGAAUAAUCAAUAACCAUAAUGUACAAUAUUGGCAGCAUUGGUUUUAAAGCACUCAACCAGGCAUCUAGGCUUCAGUGCAUUACAUAAUUCAUACUAACCCAUAAACUGUGCAUCUCAUCAUAAUGAGCUUGUUUACAGUUGAUUGGUGUUUAAUACGCAGCAUUUUGGAAUUUGAAUAAAGUUUGUACUUCAUACAGUGGCUGAGAUAUAAAUACCAAUGAAGUGGAUGGAGCUCCAUAGACUGUAAUGUAUUAUAUAGGUCACAAGAACUCAUUAAAUGCACAUAUCAUAAUCAUGUUCUUCUGCGCAACUGCUAGUAAGCAGCAAAGAGGAAAGUGAAACAUUUAAAUUGACUUUGUGCAGGAUACAGAGUCUAUGGAGUUUAGUCGAUUAUUUUUACACAUUUACCUUUAAAUGAACACAUUUACCAAAACAAUUGGACGGAGUAAGUAUAAGAAGAAUGAAGGAAUGUGUGUAAUUGCUGCAUGUGUAGAUAGGAUGAUCACGCAGGCCCUCUCUUUCUCCUGCCCAGCUAAAUCGGGUAUCUCCAUUUCUGUUUGCUCCUCUAAAUUAAUGUCCUUCGCUUCCAAUUUUAAUAAGAUCUUUAAACUUAAUAUCCAUUCGCUCCUGUGGUAACCUCUCUAUGUUAACGUGCCACAAUCAAGCCAAAAUAAACUCAAAUAAAUUCA